GACCCGAACAUGAAUCUACUGUUCCCGAGAACUACUUCCGGGGGUCAUUGCCGUGCAUCGUUUUUCCCUGAGCUGUUCUAUUUUCAGUUUCAACUUUUAUACAUAUUUGCUUGUUUACCAACACAAUGUCCCGAGGGUCGAGUGCAGGAUUUGACCGACAUAUUACCAUAUUCUCUCCAGAGGGCAGACUCUACCAAGUCGAAUAUGCAUUCAAGGCUAUCAAUCAAGGUGGCCUUACCUCAUUAGCUAUCCGAGGACAAGACUGUGCAGUUGUCGUCACACAGAAGAAAGUUCCAGACAAGCUUCUUGAUGCCUCCACAGUCACACAUCUAUUCAAAAUCACAGAAAACAUUGGCUGUGUCAUGUCCGGAAUGACGGCUGACAGCAAGUCUCAAGUCCAGAGAGCUCGCUACGAAGCAGCCAACUGGAAGUACAAGUAUGGCUAUGAGAUCCCAGUGGACAUGCUGUGUAAGAGGAUGGCUGACAUCUCUCAGGUGUACACACAGAAUGCUGAGAUGAGACCUCUGGGUUGCUGCAUGAUAGUGAUUGGUGUGGAUGAGGAGUGUGGUCCCCAGGUGUAUAAGUGUGACCCUGCAGGAUACUACUGUGGCUUCAAGGCCACUGCUGCUGGGGUCAAACAGACAGAGGCCACCACCUUCCUGGAGAAAAAGGUCAAGAAGAAACUGGACUGGACCUUUGCGCAAACAAUCGAGACUGCGAUAACUUGUUUGUCUACGGUACUGUCCAUUGACUUCAAGCCCUCCGAGCUAGAGAUCGGAGUCAUUACAACGGAAGACCCUAAAUUCAGGAUCCUGACAGAGACCGAGAUCGAUGUCCACCUUGUGUCCCUGUCAGAGCGAGAUUGAGUGUUUCCAUGUGUUCCAGUCUAGAGGGGAGACUACCCUAGAAAUAUGACAGAGAACACAACCACUGAUCUUCAGAACGAAAGCCCUGACUUCUUUUUUGCUGUACAUUUACGCUGUUCAAUUAAAGAGAAUGUUUUCGAGAAACUCAAA
Molecule: messenger RNA, 1016 nt
Organism: Oncorhynchus mykiss (rainbow trout)
Lineage: Eukaryota; Metazoa; Chordata; Actinopteri; Salmoniformes; Salmonidae
Product: proteasome subunit alpha type-6
Biological process (GO): ubiquitin-dependent protein catabolic process
Cellular component (GO): proteasome core complex, alpha-subunit complex; proteasome core complex
Source: RefSeq, a predicted model, not a curated record